AUGCGCGAUCGUGGUACUUACCAGAACGGACCUGCCCAUUCGUGCAACAGCCGAAGCUGUUGCGAGGCUUUAUGGCAGCAGCAGCAGUUCCACUUCGCGUUUGGUCAGCGACCGUUCCCCUUCCCGCCCGACCCGCUCGGCGGCUUCCGUAUGCCGCCAAUCACAACAUGUCAAAGUCAAAAUCGAAAUCGCCAAGCUGCGAUAGGCCGAACGCCCGCCGAAACGGAUUCAAUCGGCUCACGCGAAAAGGCCGAAACGCAAUCGGAAUACGCGGUCGCCCCGCCGAAGGCACCACCGAAACAACUCGCCGUGUUCGAGAAAAAAGGCGUUCGCAAAUCGACGCGCCGCGCGUAUAAAAACCAACUCCACCGAUCGCCGGCCAAAAACGACAUGAGCCAAUUCGGGCUGAGCUCGAGCAACUCGCAUUGGGGCUACGGCAGCGCUGGUGCCUACCCAGCGUACCUGCCAUCGUGUGCGGCGCCCAGCGCCACCCAAUUCAACCCGCCCGCCCUCGGCUUCGCUGGCACUGUACCCGAUCAGACGCCCACUCAGGACUUCGGCACGAAUAAUACAGUGCUCCCGGAUACGACUGGCGUGGACUUGGACCAGCAGCUGUCGGGGCUGGUGGGCUCGUCGCCGUCGCACCACGGCAGCCUCCUGCCCCGGUACAACAACAACGUCGAUUACGGCCUCUCGACGGGGCCCAGGUCGCUCAGCGACAACAGCUCGCAACCCGAGUCCCCAGUGCAGGACGACCUACUGACGUCUAACACCACCACGAACAUACACAACCAUUCGAACAGCGCCAACUUUCCAGCCCUAAUGGGCUCGCAGAACACCUCUUAUGGCGGGGGCAACUGCAAUAACUCCCUAUAUCCCGUUCUACCCGCCAGCCUGCUCUACAGCCAGCUGUACACGGCGGCGAACCAGUCGCACAACUUUCACUCGCUACAUACGAACUCGAUACACUCGACGCAGAACCACCACAACGAACUGCAGACGAUGAUGGAUCAGAUCUCGUCGACGACAAACAACCACAGGCAGCACGGGAACCAUGGGCAGGGCGAUCUGCUGCUAGGCUCCGGCAACUCCUGCGCGGCAGCCGCAUCCAGGGGUGAGGAUGGAAGAGUGAACAGCCUGGGACAACGCGGCAACCCUCAACCAGACAGCAACACCGUCUGGCGACCCUAC
Messenger RNA from Iphiclides podalirius (scarce swallowtail), 1191 nucleotides. The record is from the annotation of a GenBank genome assembly. NCBI's taxonomy places the organism in Eukaryota, Metazoa, Arthropoda, Insecta, Lepidoptera, Papilionidae.